AUGUGGCUUCAGCUGCUCCUCUUGCUGUUGGCCCCUCAGGGCGGGCAUGGCUGUCAUGGGCCGGAGCUGGACCGGGAACUCGUCCUGGCCAAGGUGAGGGCCCUGUUCCUGGAUGCCUUGGGGCCCCCGCCGGUGACUGGGGAAGGUGGAGAUCCUGGAGUCAGGCGUCUGCCCCGAAGGCAUGCCGUGGGGGGCUUCAUGCGCAGGGGCUCUGAGCCCGAGGACCAAGAUGUCUCCCAGGCCAUCCUCUUCCCAGCUGCAGGUGCCAGCUGCGGCGAUGAGCCAGAUGCUGGGGAGGCUGAGGAGGGCCUCUUCACGUAUGUGUUCCGGCCAUCCCAGCACACACGCAGCCGCCAGGUGACUUCGGCCCAGCUGUGGUUCCACACGGGACUGGACAGACAGCAGACCACUGCCGCCAAUAGCUCUGAGCCCCUGCUCGACCUGCUGGUACUGACAUCCGGGGGUCCCACAUCUGUGCCCAUGUCACUGGGCCAGGCCCCCCCUCGCUGGGCUGUCCUGCACCUGGCCACCUCCGCCUUCCCUCUGCUGACCCAUCCUGUCCUGGUGCUCCUGCUGCGGUGUCCUCUCUGUUCCUGCUCCGCCUGGCCUGAGGCCACCCCCUUCCUGGUGGCCCACACACGGGCCAGGCCGCCCAGUGGAGGGGAGAGGGCCCGGCGCUCCACGCCCCCGCUGCCCUGGCCUUGGUCUCCCGCUGCGCUGCGCCUGCUGCAGAGGCCUCCAGAGGAGCCCGCUGCUCAUGCCGACUGCCACAGAGCCGCCCUCAAUAUCUCCUUCCAGGAGCUGGGCUGGGACCGGUGGAUCGUGCACCCUCCCAGUUUCAUCUUCCACUACUGUCACGGGGAGUGUGGGCUGCCCACCCCACAAGACCUGCCCCUGCCCGUCCCCGGGGUGCCCCCUACCCCUUUCCAGCCCCCCUCUCUGGUGCCAGGGGCCCAGCCCUGUUGCGCUGCUCUCCCGGGGACCAUGAGGCCCCUACACGUCCGCACCACCUCGGAUGGAGGUUACUCUUUUAAGUAUGAGAUGGUGCCCAACCUUCUCACCCAGCACUGUGCUUGCAUCUAA
This is a messenger RNA of Rangifer tarandus platyrhynchus (Svalbard reindeer), 1083 nucleotides long. Lineage: Eukaryota; Metazoa; Chordata; Mammalia; Artiodactyla; Cervidae. The record is from the annotation of a GenBank genome assembly.